CCAAUCCAUGCAGAGCAUUGAAUCCAGUCCAGUCUUGUUAAAUCGGUAGUAUUGGUCUGAUUGGGCCUGGGAUGUUGAUGUUCGGGGGUAAAGCCUUGUGCUACAUCCCGACCUUCCUACAAAAUGCAAUACAUAUAUUUUUUCCUUUUUGAUUCAAAUGGAGGGCUUGAUAGGAAAACUAGGCUUUAAUAAAAGGUCUAGCUUAUAAAAUCUCAACUCGAGACCCUAAGUUUUACCUUGUUAUGACCUGUUGCUAGUAUAACUAUAUAUGAAUAAUUAUGGAGUUGAAAAGUUGCAACUUGCAUAGACGACUAACUUUUCAUUCAAGUUGUGAUUACAAAGAAAAACUUUAGAGAAGGUGGAAUCUUGUGCAUGUGCUCCUCCAGGUCUGUUUCCGGGAAAGUACCUAUAUACAUCAUAAUUAUGCAGCUUAGCUUCUGAAUUGUCUCAGGCGUCAUUUUGGUUAAUUACUAUUUCUGAAACUCAUUCAUUGUACAUUGAAUAAAACAGCAUCACAACUCACAAGCAUGCACAUUCACAUUUUCAAAGUACUUGAAAUAAUUGAACUUCUUAAGUUGGUCUUACUUUUUCAAGGACUUAUUCACCCAGAAGUGAAAGAUCGAUGUUUAGCUCUGCUUGUCUUUAAUACCCCUUAUCUAAAGUUCAUCAGUUCAUGUCUCUUUUGAACUGUGUUAAGCCUUUAUUAAACACGUCUUUCUCAUACUAAUACUUUCCUUGCAUUAUAGCAAAUAUUUUGAAUUGAUUCAUAUCCAAAGGUUUCUUUGACUGUAUUUUUUUAAUCGAUAUAACGGUGUUCACUUGCUUUGGGCUUCUUUUCUUUUAGUAAAAGCCUCAUGCCGACAUUGUUUCAUAAUGGUAGCUGUGAUGCUUUUAGGCCCAUCAAAUUGGAGGAAGAUAGCUCAAUCUGUGCCUGGCCAAAUUGAUGUGAAUUCUAGAGAAAGAUGGAGGAACUGUAUAGACCUGUCUUUAAAUUUCAAUAAGUGGACUGAAGAAGAGGAUUUAAGGUUAAAGAUAGCAUUUCAAGAAUAUGAAAAUUGCUAGGCGAAGAUUGCUAAAUGUCUCGCACCACGAACAAAUAGGCAAUGUCUGAGAUGGAAGGAAUUAUUUCCAGAUAAAGUGCCAUUGCUACAAGCAGCUAGAAGAAUAAAGAAAGCUGCAAUUAUAAGCAAUUUUGUGGACCGCGAGGUGUACCGGCCUGCACUUGGUCCUCAUGAUUUUGUUCCAUUGCCGGUGACGGGAUCACUAUAUGAACCUGAAAACAUGAAACAAUCACGCAAAUGUAAAAGGAAAUCCGGAGAAAGAGCAGCAUCUGGGGAGGAUAAUACUGCUUCUCCUCGCAACACUUCAAAGAGGCGUGGAUCCAAAAGACGUAAUGUAGGAGCGCAAAUUUCUAAUGAAGAAGCCCCAGGGAUAACUAAUGGCACUGAAGCUGGCUACAAAUAUGGGAAGACUAAGAAAGGAACAAAAACUCGUUUAAGAAAGAAUUCGCUUGUUCAACAAGCUCAAGAUGAUUUGACAUUGAAUUUUGUUUCAGUACCUGUGACAGUAACAGAUGACAAUGAUACCGGUAAGAACGGAGAGUCAUGUAAAUCACAGCCAAGAAGAGCUGAGAGUAUCCUAGAAGAAAUUGAUGGUAACAACCAGAGUUGUAGUAUGUUCCACCCUGAAAGCUCGGAACUAAGGAUGAUAGAUUAUGACGGCAUUGGGACUAUUGAUAGCAACAAUUUAGCAUCGAGUCAGAAAAUAUGUUCCAAGUCAGGUGACGAAGAGCAAUUUCUGAUAAUAGGGUUUGCUGAUAUAUUUAUGUCAUCUCUUGAUUGCCCCAAUUCAAAUUUAUUGGAAAUAACCAACGGUCACCAGGAUGAGACAGUCGGUCAGCCUGAUAUUCAAGCCAGGUCACUACAUUAAAGCUGUCAUCUGAAAGUCAGCCUGAUACUUCCAUCCAGGUCAGUACAUUAAAGCUGUCCUCUGAAAGUUCGGAAUUAAGAGUAGUUAAUAUUUAAGUAUGUUGAUAAGUCUCUUUUAGAUGGACUCUCUACAGAGAAUACUAGGAAGGCUCUAAACUGCACAAGUAGAAUAAAUAUUGAUUCAUUAAGGGAUUCGGAAAACGUCGCUUUAGAUUCGAAUGAUGAUGAUAAUGUUACGCUU
This is a messenger RNA of Mercurialis annua (annual mercury), 2169 nucleotides long. RefSeq lists its product as uncharacterized. NCBI's taxonomy places the organism in Eukaryota, Viridiplantae, Streptophyta, Magnoliopsida, Malpighiales, Euphorbiaceae. The record is from RefSeq and is a predicted model, not a curated record. The coding region runs from base 1282 to 1929 and encodes 215 amino acids. The transcript is spliced from 5 exons.